Molecule: messenger RNA, 1707 nt
Organism: Colletotrichum acutatum
Lineage: Eukaryota; Fungi; Ascomycota; Sordariomycetes; Glomerellales; Glomerellaceae
Product: glutamate decarboxylase
Exons: 4
Coding region: 1-1707 (568 amino acids)
Biological process (GO): L-glutamate catabolic process
Cellular component (GO): cytosol
Molecular function (GO): glutamate decarboxylase activity; pyridoxal phosphate binding
Source: RefSeq, a predicted model, not a curated record
AUGCCUCUCGCAAGUCACGUCAACCCAGAGGACAUUGUCCAACGCCUCCAGGCAACUCACAUCACAGCUCCGGGCAGUGCCAAUGCCCUCAGCCACGGCACAUCAUCACACAUCCAGCCCUAUGACAGCCGAUACACCAGUCAAACCAACAUCCCCAAGUACAAGAUUCCCGAUGAAGGCGCCCCGGGAGACACUGUCUUUCAGAUGAUCAGGGAUGAGCUGGACCUCGACGGCAAACCCAACCUCAACCUGGCCAGUUUCGUGGGAACAUGGAUGGAACCCAAUGCUACCCAGCUCAUGCAAGAGAACCUCUCAAAGAACCUCUCAGACGCAGACGAGUACCCUGCCAUGAUGGAAAUGCACCAGCGCUGCAUCAGCAUCAUCUCCCACCUGUGGGGUGUCCAGCCCGGUGAGAAGGCCAUCGGCUCCGCAACCACGGGCUCCUCCGAGGCCAUCCACCUUGGCGGUCUCGCCAUGAAGCGCAGAUGGCAAUUGAAGCGCAAGGAACAGGGCAAGGACACCUCCAAGCCCAACAUUCUCAUGGGUUCCAACGCGCAGGUCGCCUUGGAGAAGUUUGCCCGUUACUUUGACGUCGAGGCCCGCAUCUUGCCCGUCAGCAAGAAGAGCCACUACCGUCUGGACCCGGCUCUUGUAAGGGAAAAUGUCGAUGAGAACACCAUUGGUGUCUUUGUCAUCCUCGGCAGCACAUACACGGGCCACUACGAGCCCGUUGAGGAGAUUUCGCAGAUCCUCGAUAAGUAUCAGGAAGAAACCGGCAUCGACAUCCCCAUCCACGUCGACGCCGCUUCUGGUGGCUUCAUCGCCCCUUUCACCCACGCAGGGGCCGGCGGUUCCAAGUGGAACUUUGAACUCCCCCGCGUCAAGUCAAUCAACGUCUCAGGCCACAAGUACGGCCUCGUCUACGCCGGCCUCGGCUGGAUCAUCUGGCGCGACCAGUCUUUCCUCCCAGAGGACCUCAUCUUCGAGCUUCACUACCUUGGUGGUACAGAAAAGUCCUUUACGCUUAACUUCUCCCGCCCAGGUGCCCAGGUUAUUGUGCAAUACUAUAACCUCAUCCACCUAGGCUUCGACGGCUACCGUUCCAUCAUGGAAAACUGCCUCUCCAACGCUCGUAUCCUCGCUCAGAGCCUCGAGGCCACGGGAUGGUACACCGUCGUCUCCGACAUCCAUCGCCGUGCACCUCACAAGGAAGCCAGCGGCGCUGUGAAGAAGAUUGUGAACCAGGCCGCCACCGCCGUCGGAGGCGAAAGUGCUGCCCCGGGGGAGACCUCGGCCGACUACGUUGCCGGCCUACCCGUCGUGUCAUUCCGUCUGACAGAUGAGUUCAAGGCCAAGUACGAGCACAUCAAGCAGGAGACCGUCUCCCUCAUGCUUCGCGCCAAGGGCUGGAUCAUUCCCAACUACCCGCUUCCGCCCAAUGAAGAAAAGAUUGAGAUCCUUCGCGUGGUUGUUCGCGAGACCAUGACGUUUGAUCUGCUUGAGCGGUUGUUGACGGACAUCGUCGAGGUCACGGAGACCCUUAUCGAGAACGAUCAGAUCGAUUUGCAGGUUUUGAAGAAGCACCACAGCCGCAGGCGGGUGCGCGUCAAGGGGGAUGAGGAGAAGCACAAGAAAGCGGGUGCUGCUAAGGGAGUCGAAGAUGGAGUUAGAAAGAUGGAGGAUGGUAUUCAUCGUGCGGUAUGCUAA